Messenger RNA from Paralichthys olivaceus (Japanese flounder), 2064 nucleotides. Its product is annotated as nocturnin-like. Lineage: Eukaryota; Metazoa; Chordata; Actinopteri; Pleuronectiformes; Paralichthyidae. Gene Ontology annotation, molecular function: poly(A)-specific ribonuclease activity. Gene Ontology annotation, biological process: circadian rhythm. The record is from RefSeq and is a predicted model, not a curated record.
AGACUUCACACUGCCACAAGUCUGGUGAAACAUUCUGUUCCUGCCCUGCUCCGACCAGCAGGUGGCAGAAGGAGACAGGACUCGUUUUUCCUCUGUGACCUUGCCCUGCAGUCACAGGGUCAAACAACCUCCCACUCUGCUCAGAACAAAAACACAGACUCAUGCACACAGAGUUACGCUGCCUGCUUCUGUCUCACACGCUGUUAGGACAACGUAAAGACAAAUAAAGUAGAGCUGAAAAACUAGGACGCAGCAGCAGCAGUAGUGGAGCCAAGGGAAACCACCAGUUUAUUCUCCUAAACAAGGUUUUAUAUGGGCGGUAGUGAGCAAUGACGCGUCAGAUGUCUGCGUUUACUCAGAGACAACACACUGUCACUGUGUUGAGCUCAGGCAGGAAGCUGUGAUCACUGGAUAGAUUAUCAGGCAGUGGCAGGUAUUGUUAUCACCGGCUUUGAGGACAUUUUAGUGAAGAGCAGAGAAGACAUAGCUGUGGACAUCGAUGGAGACUAUGGUGUGUCCGAUGGGUGGAGGAGCCACCAGGCUGUACAGCGCCCUGACUCACGCCCUCAGCAGCAGCUCUCCUCCCCCACUCCCUCCCUCCCACCCGGACCCCCAACAGCCUGCGAACACAAACCUGGAUCCAGACUUCUGCCCGGAGCAGAGGGGGUCCCCUGUAUGUCCCCCUGAUCCAGUGGAGCUGCUCCGACAGUGUGAGGAGGCCCUCAGGGACCGACCACCUCGCCUCCACAGGAAGUUUAUUAACCUUAAUAAUGGAGACAGCGCCCCCAGCAGCCCCAUUAGGGUGAUGCAGUGGAAUAUACUGGCACAAGCUCUGGGUGAAGGACUAGACAGUUUUGUCCAGUGUCCCCUGGAGGCCCUCAGCUGGUCCCGCAGGAAAUACCUCAUCUUAGAGGAGAUCCUCACCUACCGACCUCAUAUCCUGUGUCUGCAGGAAGUCGAUCACUACUACGACACCUUCCAGCCGGUUCUGGCCGGCCUAGGUUACAGCAGCAGCUUCUGCCCCAAACCAUGGUCGCCCUGUUUGGAUGUGGAGGGCAACAACGGCCCGGAUGGCUGCGCACUGUUCUUUGAUCAGUCGCGAUUCGAGCUGCUGGACAGCAUGAACAUACGCCUCUCUGCCUUGAGGAUCCCAACCAAUCAGGUUGCUGUAGUGACGAUGCUUCGUUGUCGGAGCACGGCGAGAUGCGCGUGCGUGGCAGUGACCCACCUGAAAGCCCGCGCUGGCUGGGAGUGGCUGCGCAGUGCUCAGGGCUCCGACCUCCUGCGACACCUCCAGAAUCUGGUCCAGAAACACGCCGGCGGUCCCACGGGUGACCUCAGCUCUGACAUUCCUCUGCUCAUAUGUGGCGACUUCAACGCAGUCCCAACUGAGGAGGUGUACCGGCGCUUUAUCACAUCACCUCUCAGUUUGGACUCGGCCUAUAAGAAACUCAGCAAAGACGGUUUGUCAGAGCCAGAGUACACGACGUGGAAGAUCCGGCCGACGGGGGAAUGUUGUAGCACUCUGGACUACAUCUGGUACAGUCGGGACACACUGAGAGUGGACGCUGUGUUGGACAUGCCCACUGAGGAACAGAUUGGACCAAAUAGGCUUCCAUCCUUUAGUUAUCCGUCUGACCAUCUCUCUCUGGUUUGUGACUUCAGCUUUAAGGAGGAAGAGUGAGAGCGAAGUGAUGAUUCUGCUCAUGAGAAGGGACGACGAGUCAAGACUGGCUCCUGGUGGUUUUGCUCCACAAGCAGGCGCACGUGAGACGCCACGUGUAAGUGAAACGAUGAGGAUGAAGACAGGAGGCCGAGAAAUCAGAGUGGGAAGCGGAAAAAGUCGGAGAUUGUAAUGACAGUGAAGUUGCACAUUGUAACGCUGCAGUGAUGCUGCCAUCUCCCGAAACUGUGACACUGUGAAACUGUUCUCCACAGCAGCUCACUCACAGUGAAAGUGAUGAGUAGGAGUUUUUUUCUUUUGUUCAAAUCAAACUGUAGUAAACGUGUUACACUCUGCUCAUGUGCUACAGAGUUGAUGAGAAUAAAGUAUUUCUGCUGUGG